AUGCUUAUCUAUGUCUGCUCACCCUACGUUACAUCAAUACCUGAACUGAUGCAAUUUGGAAUGCGAUUGACGGCUAUGCCUUUACAUGACGCUACUAGAGACCUUAUACUCCUCAAUCAACAACGUCUAACAGAUGUUGAAGUGAAUCUUCAACUUGAAGCUAACAAUGAACAGCUAGAGACUAUGGCUAAAGAUUUGGAAGCUGAAAAGCAUAAAACUGAUCUGAUUCUCAAAGAUAUGCUCCCAUUAACAAUAGCUAAUCAGCUGAUGAACGGGGAACAUAUCGAAGCGCGUAGGCUUCGAGUUAUUCUUUCAGGUGAGUACGAACAAGCUACAGUAAUGUUCACCGACGUGCCAAAUUUCCAGUCAAUACUGCCACAUUCACAACCUAAGGACAUUGUGCUAAUGCUUAAUGAGCUAUUUCAUCGAUUUGACCGUUUGGUAGCCAUGCAUAAGGUUUACAAGGUAGAGACUGUUGGGGACAGCUAUCUGACAGUAGGAGGAAUUCCAGAACAACUGAGUGAGCACGCAGAAAUGAUCUGUCACGUG
Messenger RNA from Strongylus vulgaris, 549 nucleotides. The record is from the annotation of a GenBank genome assembly. NCBI's taxonomy places the organism in Eukaryota, Metazoa, Nematoda, Chromadorea, Rhabditida, Strongylidae.